CGCUUUUUUUCUCAUGCAUCCUACUUCUACUUCCUAGUUAACCAAGGUUUCACUUUCAUGCCCUUUUUUCUUUUUCUUUUUUCCCCUCUGCUUCAUUCACACUACCCCUUUUGUUUUAAUCAAUGCCCCUUCUUUAGAUCUCCCAUAAAAAUCAAUUCUUGCCUCGUUCAAUCAGUGAAGGAAGAGAAUAUUAAGAGCUGGGAAACUGACUGAGAAAGUUCUGAGACUGUUCAUAGCGACUGGUAAGGAUGAAGUAAUUUCCCUUGUUGAGGCACUCAAUAUCCGACAUGUUCUGACCCCUGUGCUUCCCACCAGGUGUUCUGAAAAAUUCUGAAGUAAGGUUAAACUAUUCUCGGCGCUAAGGAGGUAAAACAAGACUUUUAGUUUGUGUGAUAGUCUGUGUUCUGUACUCUGCAAGAUGUCUCAAGCAGUUAUCAACGAUAAUGAAGUGGAUAUUGUGAUUGGUGCAUUGCACGCUGACCUUACAACUUUCAUGAAUGAAUGGAGGCCAAUUUUCUCCCGCUUUCACCUGAUAAUAGUAAAAGAUCCUGACCUCAAAGAAGAACUACAAAUUCCUGAAGGAUUCAGGGCGGAUGUGUAUUCGAAGGCUGAUAUUGAGCGAGUGGUGGGUUCUUCCUCUUCUAUUCGCUUCUCUGGCUACUCUUGUAGAUAUUUUGGCUUUCUAAUUUCACGGAAAAAGUAUGUUGUCUGUAUUGAUGAUGAUUGUGUUCCUGCAAAAGAUAAUGCGGGGUAUUUGGUGGAUGCUGUGGCUCAGCAUGUUUCGAACCUUCAGACUCCUGCCACCCCUUUCUUCUUCAAUACACUAUAUGAUCCAUUCCGAAAGGGUGCAGAUUUUGUUCGUGGUUACCCAUUUAGCCUGCGAGAAGGAGUUAAUUGUGCUGUGUCAUGUGGGCUAUGGCUCAAUAUGGCCGACCUUGAUGCUCCAACACAAGCUCUGAAGGCACGGCAGAAGAAUGUGCGAUAUGUAGAUGCAGUUUUGACUGUUCCUGCAAGAGCCUUGUUGCCAAUGAGUGGAAUCAAUGUUGCCUUUAACCGUGAAGCUAUUGGUCCAGCAAUAGGCCCGGCAUUGAGGUUGACAGGGGAAGGGAAACUGAGGUGGGAAACUGUGGAAGACAUAUGGUGUGGAAUGUGUGUGAAAGUGAUCUGUGACCACCUAGGCCUUGGUGUGAAAACUGGGUUACCCUAUGUCUGGAGAACAGAAAGGGGUGAUGCAGUUCAGAGCUUGAAGAAAGAGUGGGAAGGGGUGAAAUUGAUGGAGGAUGUUGUUCCUUUCUUUCAGUCAUUGAAGUUGCCACAAUCAGCAACCACAGCAGAGGUUUGUAUGGUUGAGAUUGCCAAAGCAGUGAAGGAACAACUAGGGAAGGCUCAUCCUGUGUUUUCUCAGGCUGCUGAAACCAUGGUAGAGUGGGUCAAGCUCUGGAAGACUGUUGCAUCUGGUUGAAGCUUCUGAACUUGAGGACCCUUGUAGGAGUGAAAGUCCCUUGGUUGGGUGGCUUCUUUAUUUCUUUAUUUUGUUUAACUAAUUUAUGUAUGCCUUUUUUUUUUCCGUUUUGUUGUGAACUAAGCUUAAAUUUUACCUGACACAGAUAGACUAAAGGCUGAAUAAAAUUAUUAUAGUACUUAUUGGCUUUGUGAUAA
Vigna radiata var. radiata (mung bean) is the source of this 1659-nucleotide messenger RNA. RefSeq names its product probable UDP-arabinopyranose mutase 5. The record is from RefSeq and is a predicted model, not a curated record. Lineage: Eukaryota; Viridiplantae; Streptophyta; Magnoliopsida; Fabales; Fabaceae. Gene Ontology annotation, molecular function: UDP-arabinopyranose mutase activity. Gene Ontology annotation, cellular component: Golgi apparatus; cytosol. Bases 419 to 1462 code for a protein of 347 amino acids. Gene Ontology annotation, biological process: UDP-L-arabinose metabolic process; plant-type cell wall biogenesis. The transcript has 3 exons.